AUGGACCGCCUGAAAGCUAAACGCUCUGCUAGACGAACCCAAUCAACGAAAAUCAUUAAUGAGGCGACGACGCUGCUAGAGAGCGGCUGCAACGACCGAACGGCGUUCAGCAAGGUUAUAGACAAGCUCGUCGCCAGCCGUGACGAGCUUCGGAAGAUUAAUGCCGAGCUUGAGGACGUGAUUCCUGUCGAGGAUCUUGAAAGAGAGAACGAGUCUGCAGCGCAUUAUGACGACCAGACGCUUGCGACCCUGACACGCCUCCGGGUCCGAGUCGAAGAUCUCAGCGUCGGCGGCACGGUGCUGACUCCUCCCUCGACGACGCUCAAUACGCCACCUACCCCAACGAUAGCUGCGUCACAGAGCUUCGGACCUCGUCUCCCAACGCUGACCAUCAAGCCUUUCCAUGGGGACGUGAAUCAAUGGACGUCGUUUUGGGAGCAAUUCAACGGCGCUGUCCAUGCGAAUACAACUCUGCGCACGACUGAUAAAUUCCACUACCUCCGCAACUACCUGGUAGGGGAAGCAGCCGCUGCCAUUGCCGGACUACCAACGACUGAAGCGUGUUAUGAGAGUGCCAUCGAUCUGCUAGAGCAGAGGUUCGGGGACAGGAGCCGGAUUGUACAUCAUCACUUCAGAGCGCUCCACGAACUGCAGCCCGUGACGUCUCCAUCGGCUACGAGGGAGUUGCGCAGGCUGUACGACGUAGUCCAGCUGAAUGUCCGCUGCCUCAACGUCCUAGAAGUUCCAACUAGCAGUUCUGCAGCUAUGUUCUACGACGUUCUGCUUCAAUCCCUGCCACAAGAAAUUGUCGUAGCGUUCUACCGCCAUAGCCGUCUCCAGGAUGACGCACAAGGCACGGAACCCUCUGCUUCAGGGGAGGCAACCACAACGUCUUGCAAGAAACUCGAGCAGCUCUUGCGAUAUACACAGAUAGAGCUCGAAACAAGAGAGCAGUGUGCUCCAUCGGCAUCCUCCUUCAAAGGCGGCGGGUCCCACAGAAAGCAUGUGCCACCGUCAUCAGUCCUGCAUGCAUCGGAAGAAUCGAAACAAAUCCGCAACGAAUGUUUCUUUUGUAAAUCUACAAGGCAUGCAACCGAG
Molecule: messenger RNA, 1098 nt
Organism: Dermacentor silvarum
Lineage: Eukaryota; Metazoa; Arthropoda; Arachnida; Ixodida; Ixodidae
Exons: 1
Source: RefSeq, a predicted model, not a curated record